Molecule: messenger RNA, 3548 nt
Organism: Maniola jurtina (meadow brown)
Lineage: Eukaryota; Metazoa; Arthropoda; Insecta; Lepidoptera; Nymphalidae
Gene: AMPKalpha
Product: 5'-AMP-activated protein kinase catalytic subunit alpha-2
Exons: 7
Coding region: 254-1822 (522 amino acids)
Biological process (GO): protein phosphorylation; intracellular signal transduction
Cellular component (GO): cytoplasm
Molecular function (GO): protein serine/threonine kinase activity; ATP binding
Source: RefSeq, a predicted model, not a curated record
AAAAUCCUUAUACUUUCAAUCUGCGUGAUAAGAAAAUUACUAUUUUUAACUCUUGAGUCUUGUAUUUUUCUCAUUGUUUACAUAAUAUUUGUUUUCUAUGAAUUAGUAUAAUGAUACAAAAUAGUAAAGGUUAAAGGAAUUAACUAUUAAGCCAUUUAUAAACUUUUCUUAUAUUUGACAUGUGAUUUGAAAGUGCUAACAUUUUAAUUCAACUAAUCCUUGAACUUGGCAAAUUUUUUAUUAAAAAUUAAUUAUGUCUGAUAAGCCAGUGGUAGCCAGUGGCAAUCAGCCUAUAGUGAAGAUAGGUCACUACACAUUAGGGGCUACUCUAGGAGUUGGAACGUUCGGAAAAGUCAAGAUAGGAGAGCAUCAAUUGACCAAGCAUAAGGUCGCUGUGAAAAUUCUUAACAGACAGAAGAUCAAAUCACUCGAUGUCGUUGGAAAGAUCAGACGUGAAAUACAAAAUCUCAAGCUCUUUAGACAUCCCCAUAUUAUUAAAUUGUAUCAGGUGAUUUCAACCCCAACAGACAUAUUCAUGAUUAUGGAAUAUGUAUCUGGAGGUGAACUCUUUGACUACAUUGUAAAACGGGGCAAACUUCAAGAGCAUGAAGCCAGGCGCUUUUUCCAACAAAUCAUAUCCGGUGUUGACUAUUGCCACCGACACAUGAUAGUGCACCGAGACCUGAAACCUGAGAAUCUGUUGCUGGAUCACAAUAUGCAUGUCAAAAUUGCCGAUUUUGGUUUGUCUAAUAUGAUGAUGGAUGGAGAAUUUCUAAGGACAUCUUGCGGUUCACCCAACUAUGCUGCACCUGAGGUUAUUUCAGGAAAAUUAUAUGCUGGCCCUGAAGUGGAUGUGUGGUCCUGUGGUGUGAUUCUCUACGCCCUGCUAUGUGGAACUCUGCCCUUCGAUGAUGAACAUGUGCCUACACUGUUCAGAAAAAUCAAAUCGGGGAUAUUCCCAAUACCAGAAUACCUGAACAAGAGUGUAGUCAGUCUUCUGUGCAACAUGCUUCAAGUGGACCCAAUGAAAAGAGCUACUAUAGAAGAUGUUAAAAAACAUGAAUGGUUUCAAAAAGAUUUGCCGGGAUAUUUGUUCCCGUCGCCAGUGGAACAGGACAGCAGUGUUAUCGACACGGAGGCCAUUGCGGAGGUGUGCGACAAGUUCGGCGUGCGCGAGCACGAGGUGCACAACGCGCUGCUGAGCGGCGACCCGCACGACCAGCUCGCCAUCGCGUACCACCUCGUCAUAGACAACAAGAGGAUCGCCGACGAGGCCGCCAAGGCUGAGAUCAAAGACUUCUAUGUGGCAAGUGAGUAUUCCCCGCCGGCGAUCACCGAGAGCGGCCGGCCGCACCCGGAGCGCAUCGCGCCGCUUCGCGACAAGUCCGCGCCGGCCGCGCAGCCCGCACAGGACAAGCAGAAGGGCACGCCAGUUAAACGGGCCAAAUGGCACUUAGGCAUCAGGUCCCAGAGCAAGCCGAACGAUAUAAUGCUGGAGGUAUUCCGAGCUAUGAAAGUGCUGGACUACGAGUGGAAAGUGAUCAACCCGUACCACGUUAGAGUCCGGACUUUGAACAAGAUGACCCAGAAACACGUCAAAAUGUCGCUCCAGUUGUAUCAAGUUGACUACAAGUCAUAUCUCCUCGACUUUAAGUCGCUCUCGGGGGAAAAGGAGGAACCAGACGACGAGAUGGGCUGCCCGAGCCCCCUGGUGUCCCCCCUCCCACCACCGCCGCCCGCGGCUCCCAACCAGCCGCAGGGCCACCACACGAUGGAGUUCUUCGAAAUGUGCGCCGCAUUGAUUAUACAGCUCGCUCGAUAAUUGCAGUUAAGAAAUCAAAUUUUUCCUAUCCUUUUCCUGUCGCACUUAAGCUGAAGUCUAUAGAGCGCACUUAAGCUGAGAUCUAUAGAGCGUACUUUGACUUUGCUCAGACAUUAGCUUAAUUCGCACGAGCGUUAAAAAAGCGUUGUGUUAAAAACCGGCGUUGCGCUGAAAAUACAAAGUGCGCGUUAAAAAAGCGUUGACGUGCGAAUAGAUACUUGGGAAUGCAUUUGUAUUUGUUAUUGUUGGUGGUAUUGUACAAAUAGUUCAAAUAGUAGUAAUAGGGUUCAAAACAAAUGCAUUCCCAAGUAUCUGUUCACACGUCAACGCUUUUUACGCGCACUUUGUAUUUUCAUCGCAACGCCGGUUUUUAACGCUCGUGCGAAUUAGGGCUUAAAGCUGUUAAAACGAGGCAGCGUUAUAAUGCUCACAUCGAUCUGUCUCGUUUUAAGUCUGAGCAAAGUCAAAGUACGCUCUAUAGAUUUGAACCUUCGGCUGAAUAGAGUACAUUUAGAUUUUGCACAGACUUAAGUCAAAGUUAAAACGAGACAGAUCGAUGUGAGUGUUAUAUAAUGUUGUCUCGUUUUAACAGUGUCUUAAGUCUGAGUAAAGUUAAAAUAAGCUCUAUAAAUUAAGUUAAGGACUCAAAAAAAGGUACUUUGCUGAUAGUAAAAUCUUCCUACAUUUUGCCUGCCUUGAAUGCACAUAAAUUAGAUGAAUAGGUAUAUAUUUUGAUCUUCCAUAUUUCAAUAAAAUUGUUGCAUAUUGCAAAACACAUUUUACUAGAAAUUGAUGUGAUAUCUCACAAUCGCUAAGUUUGCUGAAAUUUCAGCGUCGCGUCGCCUUAAAUUGAUAAAGUAUACAGUGUGUUUUUAAUAACUGGGGCAGAAUGGGGAAAUCGAAAACCAUACGCGAUACAGGGAAACUGUCUGAGGAAACAACAGAUCUUUUUUUGUUGAAACAAUUUUGGCGUAGUCGAUUUUAUGGUCAAGCGUGAGUUGUCCAUUAAAAAAAAAAAAAAAAAACUGACUAAAUUUUUUAACACUAAUCGACUUGGUAUUAUCUAAGAAGCAUUUCAUUGUAUCAGAAGAAAAGUCGAGACGGCAGAAGUUGGUAGUUUUCAUAGAAUAAUAGAAUGCAAUGUCAUAAAAAUCAUUUGCACAAAAAAUGAUCUAAUGUUUCCUAGUAGCUAUUCUUCUAUGGUUUUGGAUUUGUCCAUACUGUCCCAGUUUAAAAAAACACACUGUACAUUUCUGAACACCUACUUAAGUGUCAUUUUUUACUGCUGUACUUUUGUUCAUUUAUACUAGAGUUUCUCCAAUGUUUAUAAUAAUAUGUAUGUAUAUAGGAAUUCCCCAUAAUUAAAUUAUUGUAUUGUAUUCUUGAAAAUAUUUUGUAAAUUAGAGAAAUAAAAAAUUAAAAUAAUCGUAAUAUUUAUUUUGAUUAAGAUAAGUAAGGUUUGUGUUUUUGACUAAUAUUAUAAUGCAGGCUUUGGCUAGUUUUUUUUCUUAUGAAAAAGUUAUUUAUGUGCUAAAUUAAAAUCGUUAUUCUAGUAUUGUAUAGGAAAUAGAUUAAUAAAUAAAUAACUAUUGUAAAUAGAUCUUUCGGGAUCGAUACAUAAGUGCUGUUUGUGUAAUCAAAGAAAUAUAAAGUGCCUUUUGUAUCGUAAGAACAAUAUGGGUGUAGUGUGCACCUUCAUUAGGUAUACACUGCUAAUACUGAAACA